Messenger RNA from Hyposmocoma kahamanoa, 1313 nucleotides. Its product is annotated as papilin-like. NCBI's taxonomy places the organism in Eukaryota, Metazoa, Arthropoda, Insecta, Lepidoptera, Cosmopterigidae. The record is from RefSeq and is a predicted model, not a curated record. The transcript has 14 exons. Gene Ontology annotation, molecular function: serine-type endopeptidase inhibitor activity. The coding region runs from base 110 to 1225 and encodes 371 amino acids.
GAGUAAGAAUAUAAAUUCGUAAAGAAAAGUGCGGCUAUUAAUUUUGUAUUGGGCUCUGUGAUAAGUAGUCACUAAAAUAUUUUAAAAUAUCACAUAACAUCGAAUAAUUAUGAAGACGUGCUUAUUUAGCUCCGUGCUACUCCUUUCGGUUGUUACAACCAUCCGUGGUUCAACUCCAGAUUUUUGUAAAUUGUUACCAAAUCGAGGCCCAUGCGAUGACAAAAUUGACAGAUAUUACUGGAAUAAUGUAGCGAAAACUUGUAGCAGAUUUACUUACGGAGGAUGCGACGGCAACGCCAACAAUUUCAAAACAUUAUCUGAUUGCCACCGAUAUUGCAACCCAUAUCCAAGAUUUUGUAACUUGCAAUCGGAGACAGGGCCAUGUGCAGGUGCUUUCUUAAGAUACUUUUGGAAUGACACGGCGAAAGAAUGUCAGAAAUUCAGUUACGGGGGAUGCGAUGGCAACAAGAACAAUUUUGAAACAUUUGAAGCUUGCAAUGGCGCGUGCAACUUCUAUCCCGAUGCUUGCAGAUUGGCUGCAGAUUCAGGACCAUGCCUAGCUAAUGGACAGAGAUAUUAUUGGAACGAUCAGGACAAAAAAUGUGAGAAAUUCGUUUACGGAGGAUGCUACGGCAACCCGAACAAUUUUGCCUCGGAGGAAGUGUGCCAAAAAACAUGCAACCCUUAUCCCGGCGCUUGUACAUUGAGACCAGACGACGGGACAUGUAAAGAAAAUUCUGUUGUUACAAGAUACUUUUGGAAUGAAACCACGCAAAAUUGUCAGAAAUUCACUUACUCAGGAUGUGGCGGCAACGCGAACAAUUUCAGAACAGAAAUGUUAUGCCAAGAAAAUUGUAACCCUUAUCCAAAGUUAUGCACUUUGGAAGCGGAGCCAGGGCCAUGUAGAGGUGCCUUUAAAAGAUUCUUUUGGAACAACGACGAGAAAGAAUGUCAGGAAUUCAUUUACGGAGGAUGCCAAGGCAACAACAACAAUUUUGAAACAUUACAAGCUUGCCGUGACACGUGCGACACCUAUCCCGGGUCUUGUCAAUUGGAACCAAAUUCAGGACCUUGUCAAGCCAAUGACCGCAGAUAUUAUUGGAACAAAACGGCGAGAAAAUGCCAGUUAUUCCCUUACGGAGGAUGCUUUGGCAACCAGAAUAAUUUUAAAACAAAAGAAGUGUGCCUAAAAACAUGUGCAUUGAUUGUACCUACAUGCAGGUAGGAUCUAUUAGGUAUGACACGUGUCAUGCUUCUUGAAUAUUCUAUAUAUAGGUACGUAAUAUUUCCCAAAAUUUUUAUUAAUGUACCCU